This is a messenger RNA of Solenopsis invicta (red fire ant), 2138 nucleotides long. RefSeq names its product CAAX prenyl protease 2 (gene Sras). Gene Ontology annotation, cellular component: endoplasmic reticulum membrane. The transcript has 6 exons. Gene Ontology annotation, molecular function: metalloendopeptidase activity. The record is from RefSeq and is a predicted model, not a curated record. The coding region runs from base 97 to 972 and encodes 291 amino acids. NCBI's taxonomy places the organism in Eukaryota, Metazoa, Arthropoda, Insecta, Hymenoptera, Formicidae. Gene Ontology annotation, biological process: CAAX-box protein processing.
CUUCCCCGCGGUCUCCGCCAACGCCACUGGGCUUAUUACCGAGCCCCCCUUCCGCAGUGGAGCGCGACACAGGCGACCGACAUCGGUUAUGGAGUUAUGGAGGCCGCGGAAUCGAGUACCGAUAGCUCGCCGAAUUGCACCUUCGCGAUCCUCGCGUGCCUCGCGCUCUCGAUCGUCUACGUGGCGAGCCUAUAUGUCUGGAGUUCGCCGCACAACAGAGAGCAUCCGUCGACCAUAAAGAAACGAUUUUUUAGCGUAUUUGUCAUGACUCUUGUUUCACCAGCGCCCUUGUACUUUGGACUAAAUGAGAAAAUAUUUCGAGAGGCAACCAUCUGGGAUAUGCUGGGCCUUCGAUGGGUGGGUUUGGUACAGGCGACUGUGAUAUCGUUGCUCCUAACGAUGAUCCUGUUUCUAGGUCCCUUAAGUUUACAGGGAUUCAACGGACGACUGUUCACCGAGCCCAUAUACUGGCUGGGAGGUUUACGAACUUUAACUUGGUGGAGAAAUCAGGUGGUUGCUCCAUUGUCCGAGGAGUGGACCUUUAGGGCAUGCAUGUUGCCGUUGCUUCUGCAAUGCUUCACACCGACUACUGCCAUAUUCGUGUGCCCCCUCUUCUUUGGGGUGGCUCACUUCCAUCAUGUGGUGGAGAGAGUAAAGAUGGGAAUGAGCAUUAAACGCGCGUUAGUUAUAUCCUGUUUUCAAUCUGCGUACACGACAAUUUUUGGGGCGUACGCAGCCUUCCUCUUUGCGAGAACAGGACACUUCAUUGCACCAUUUGCCGCGCAUUCAUUUUGCAAUCACAUGGGAUUUCCCGAUCUUUCUGAAAUAGCGGCAUAUAAGGAUCCAUUGAAAAGAGCUGGAUUCAUGUGUCUGUUUGUGAUUGGCUUGGUUGCCUGGUGCUUCCUGUUGAUGCCAAUGACUCAUCCGUCAUUGUUCAAUAAUAAUUUAUUUUGGACUAAACACUUUAUAUGAGACACGUCCGAUCUUUAACAAAUAGGACAUAACAAAUUCUAGGGUUAAGUAUUUUUACGCAGAAUUUACUGCAGUUGUUCCACCAAUCUACCGGUUUACAUUGUUGUGGAAUAUUUUGUAUUUAUGUCUGACAGAGUACAAUACUUGUCUGUCGAAGAAUAUUGCGAGAAUUAAAAUUAAUUCAGACUAAUUUCAACUAUGUAUUCGAUAACGAUAUAUAAUUUAACUGAUCGUGCAAUUUGGCGUUGUUACAAAAUAUAUCACCGUAGUGCCUGAGAGUUAGACUUUUAUAGUGGCGCUUACGAAUGUCACAACAACUACUAGAUAGACGAACGUAUUCGUAAAACUAAAAUGUGCAAAAGAUCUCUAACUCAAAUUAUUAUUUACGAAUUGUCGCAUUUAUAUGCCGCAACAUUACAUUAUUUCACGAUCACGAUCUGUUAAAUGUUAUCGAUAUUUUCAAACAGAGAUUUUUGUAAACAAAAGUUAAUGUAAUCUAAUGAGAAAAUUUCUAAAACGAUCUUUCUAAUCGUCUACUUUUAUAACAGUCUAUAUGUAUAGUGUAUAUACGAUGUCUAUAUGGCAGUGAUAAAUAUUCAAAUAAAUAUAUACACGUACCAUCGCCAUACACUCAUACCAAUGGUUUAUUUAAAUCACAGAAGUAAUGCGGAUACGCAACAAUUAUUAUUAUAAGUUUUAUAUAUGUAUAUGUACAUCGAUGAACGCUAUACAUUAUAUAUGCAGUAAAGCCAUUGUAAAGUAAUUGUAUAUAAUGAGAGUACAAUUCGGUUUUCGAAUAUGUGUAAUAUUUUAAAUUGCACACAUAAUGUAUAUCGUUCUUUAAUCGAGAGAUGAAUGGUCAGCUUCUUGAAUAAUAUUCAGGGCAUGAAAUGUUGAUACAAUGUUGAAAUAGAUAUAAGCUAGUGUUUAGCUUUACAGUCGAAGCAAAAUCCCUAUAUAGAAUUAUUUAAUAUAUAACGACGGUUACAAUGAUUUACAAUUUAUUAACAUUUAUCAGAAUUUAAAAAAUAUGAUAAACUUGUUUUAAUGCGUUGCGAGACAUUAAAAUAAUGUGACAAAUAACAUGAUUUCGUGUAUGAUCAGCUCGUAUUUGAUUUACUUUGUAACAUCGAUAAAGAAUAUAUAUAAACAAAACGUUUAACUUA